Guillardia theta CCMP2712 is the source of this 498-nucleotide messenger RNA. RefSeq lists its product as hypothetical. The transcript is spliced from 6 exons. Bases 1 to 498 code for a protein of 165 amino acids. Gene Ontology annotation, cellular component: membrane. The record is from RefSeq and is a predicted model, not a curated record. Lineage: Eukaryota; Cryptophyceae; Pyrenomonadales; Geminigeraceae.
AUGGCUCUUUCAGCUGCCGCCAUAACCGUGCGGGAAGAAUGGAAUCAGCAACGAUGGUCUUUAGACUCUCCGUACCCCAACAACUGUAGCACUCAUCUCCGUGAUCGUCAAAGCUCGCAAUCCAAGACUUUGUUCCUGACGGCACUCGGCGGCGCCAUUGGAGCUGGCAUCAGGUCCAAGUUGAAGGAAAUCCCAACAGCAUUCGCACAGCAACCCUGGAAGCACCUGAUUGUGCAUGGCAUCGGAGCCUUCCUCCUCGGCCUCUUCUCCCAUCCCGUCUUCCCGAAAGAUGUCUUCGCCCUCCUAGUCGCCGCGUUCCGAACCGUCUCAGCCAUAGUGACAGUGGACGUGUACAACUGUGUUGCCAGCGGCAAUCAGCUCUUGGCAUGGUUCUACCUAUGUACCUCUUUGCCAGCAAACUUGCUUAUGAAUCAUGUCGGCCGCACCAUUGCUGCAUUGUUCCAGAGGCUUGCCUGUACACUUGCUGAUUUGUCCUGA